Messenger RNA from Chelmon rostratus (copperband butterflyfish), 5316 nucleotides. RefSeq names its product microtubule associated monooxygenase, calponin and LIM domain containing 1 (gene mical1). NCBI's taxonomy places the organism in Eukaryota, Metazoa, Chordata, Actinopteri, Chaetodontiformes, Chaetodontidae. The record is from RefSeq and is a predicted model, not a curated record. Bases 350 to 4180 code for a protein of 1276 amino acids. Gene Ontology annotation, molecular function: FAD binding; protein binding. The transcript is spliced from 23 exons.
CGGGCUGUUUGCCGUAAAAACAGAAAAAAUACAAUGAGGAAGUCAGUGAUGACUCAGCCGACCAGGUUGUAAAAGAGGUCCUCACGACUGAAACUCCUGGACUAUAAUUAUGUGAGCAUGAGGAGCAGACUUCCCCUAGCGUGGACGGGAGAGGACUUAAAGGGCUAGACCACCUUGAUAAUGCAAACAGCAAGGACUUUGCAGCCCUUUGAUCGUUUACAGUAAACCCCUCCCCAAGGCACAGUUAUUUCCAGGUAGGACGUUUUAAAACCACCAUUAUAUCCUCCUCUUUCACAGUUAACCAACAAACCCAGUGAACGAAGGACCGGCUCAGCCCCCCUGCUCCACUAUGGCGAGCCAGAACCCCGUCAACCCUUCACAUGCUACAUUUGACCUCUUCAUCCAAGCCCAGACUUGUAAGGAUGUGAAGCAGCACUUCGCCGAGCUCUGCAGGCAGCUAGACAUCAAUCCCAAGGAUUUCAUGACCUUCUACACCAAGUUAAAGGAAAGACUGAACUACUGGAAGGCCAAAGCUCUGUGGACAAAGCUGGACAAAAGAGCGUCUCACCCGGAUUACCAGCAAGGAAAAGCCUGCACCAAAAGCAAGUGUCUUGUGUUGGGUGCUGGGCCAUGUGGGCUGAGAACGGCCAUCGAACUGUCCCUGCUGGGGGCUCAGGUGGUGGUGUUGGAGAAGAGAGAGUCUUUCUCCAGGAACAAUGUCCUCCACCUGUGGCCCUUCACCAUUUAUGACCUGCGAGGACUCGGAGCCAAGAAGUUCUACGGCAAAUUCUGCACCGGGUCUCUGGAUCACAUCAGCAUCCGUCAGCUACAGCUGAUUCUAUUGAAAGUGUCGCUGCUCCUCGGGGUGGAGGUGCACACCGGAGUGGAGUUUCAAGGCUUGAUUGAGCCAACAGGAGAAAAUGGUUGGAUGGCCAAGCUGCAGCCUGCGUCUCAUCCCGCUGCAGCCUUCCAGUUCGAUGUCUUCAUCUCUGCUGGAGGAGGCAGGUUUGUCCCUGACGGCUUUAAGCACAAGGAGCUGAGAGGAAAGCUGGCUAUCGGCAUCACGGCCAACUUCAUCAACAGACACACGGCUGCCGAGGCCCAAGUCGCGGAGAUCAGCGGUGUGGCUCGCAUCUACAACCAGAAGUUCUUCCAAGAGCUGCUCACUGAGACGGGUAUUGAUUUGGAGAAUAUUGUCUACUACAAAGACGACACCCACUACUUUGUCAUGACUGCCAAGAAGGAGAGCUUGCUGAAGAAGGGGGUCAUUAAACAGGACUACAGUGAUGCAGAGGAGCUGCUGGCUCCUGCGAACGUGGAUCCCGAGGCUUUGCGCCUCUACGCUCAUGAUGCUGCCCACUUCUCCACAGGUGGCAAGAUGCCCGACCUCCAGUUUGCUCAGAACCAUGCGGGCCAGCCAGACGUGGCCAUGUUCGACUUCACCUGCAUGCAACGUGCUGAGAACGCCUCUCUGGUCAGGGAGAGGAGGGGCAAGAAGUUGUUGAUGGGUCUUGUUGGAGAUUGCCUGGUGGAGCCGUUCUGGCCUCUGGGUACGGGUAUCGCCCGUGGGUUCCUAGCUGCUUUCGACACGGCGUGGAUGGUGAGGAGCUGGGGCAUGGGGGUCCCACAUCUCAAGGUCCUGGCUGAGCGAGAAAGUAUCUACCAGGUCCUGUCCCAGACCACACCUGAAAACACCAGCAAGAACUACGCUGGCUACAGCAUCAACCCCAAAACACGCUACACGAGAGUCAACCUGUCCUCCAUCCAGACCAGCCAGGUGCAGCACCUCUAUGAUGUUGAUAAAUCCAAUCUGUCGAGCAAGAAACUGAAGAACCGGUUGCCGCACAUGCGUCAAGAUUCGGUCAGCGGUUUUGAAGAGUUGUUGAAAUGGUGCCAGAAACACACGGCGGCUUAUGAGAAUGUGGACGUGAAAGAUUUCACCCAGUCCUGGAGGUCCGGACUGGCUCUGUGUGCUCUGAUCCACCACUUCAAACCUCAGCUCAUUGACAUGUCCUCCCUGGAUGAGUCCAGCACUGUUCAUAACAACCAACUGGCUUUUAGCAUCUUGGAGAAGGAGCUGGGCAUCCCCCCUGUCAUGUCUGCAAGUGAUUUAGCCAUUAGCGGCCAGAUAGACAAGUUGUCCAUGGUCCUCUACCUCACCCAGAUCCAAAAGGCCUUCACCGUGCCAGCGAAAGAACCUGCAGGCUUCCUGCCAUCGUCCAAGCCUCUGACUCUCUCCCAGACACAGUCAGCUAUCUUUUUCCUGAACAAGCUGAAGCACAACUCCCUGCAAAGACGCAAGGAAAAGCUGGCGUCUGAGAAACGAGCGAGAGAGACGAGGAUGGAAGAUGAGGACAGCACGCUGGUGCCUCCCGUGUCCCCUGAGCUCAGUCCCACACCUGCACCUGCCCUGGAGCCUGAACCCGGUCCCGGUCCCGGCGUGCCGAUGACCAACAGCGAGGAGUGUUACUUCUGCGGUCAGAGGGUCUACGUGCUGGAGCGCAUCAGUGCCGAGGGCAAGUUCUUCCAUCGGAGCUGCUUCACCUGCCAUCAGUGUGGCAUCACACUCAGACUGGGAGGAUACACCUUCGACCAGAGCACAGGGAGAUUCUACUGUCAGCUGCACUCGGAGGAGCUGGAGCUGGCAAACGGGGCUGAACCGUCUUGUAAGGAUAGCGAAGGAAAUCUGAAGGGGACAAAUGAAGAGGACGGGCUCUCCAGCGACGAUUACACACCGUCUCCAUCAGACGAGGAGUACGAGCACACGCUGGACUGUGGUCCCUCGGCUCACACACAGUCACAUAAACCUGAAGGGCAGGACCACCAUUUACUUGAAUCCCAAGAGGAAUCCCAAGAGCCCCAUACAUCAAAAACUCCCACAGAUGCUCCUUUGAAAGCUGAGGUAGCAGCACCCCCUGAGGAGGAGACUGAGGAGCUUCUACCUAAAGUGCCCUUUCCGGUCCCCAAGCCCCGUCGCCCUCGGCAGAGCCCCAGCCCUCAGUCCUCUCCUCCAACAGCAAAGCCUCGCACGCUCCACAUUUUUAACCCCUCCACUCCAGAAAAACAUUCAUCUCCAGCCCCAAAAGAGAUCCCCAAGGAGGCGCCAGACUCCCGUCCGAAGCAGUCGCUCCGGAAGCUUCAGCUGACCGAUGAGGAGAAAACCCAGCUGGUGAAUCUUCAGAGCUUCAGCGUGGACUCGGACUCAGAGACCCCCGGUGGAUCCUCCUCCUGCUCCUCCUCCUCUGCAACUGCAGGAGGUCCAAGCCCUCCCAAACCAGAGGGACUGGAUGGGCAAGAGGAGGAGGGCUACUGGAGCGGGAGCACCGCCAGUCACGUCCGGGAGAAGAGGAAUCGACGCUGCUUCAGGAGGAAAGAGAUGCCAAGCGGGCAGACCAGGGUGCGGUCCAAGUUCUCCCCCUGGAACCUCUCGUCCCCGAGGAUCAGCAGGGACCCCCGGCUCAGCGUCCUCGUCAACCAUCCGGGGAUAGUGGAAACAACAUUCAGACAUGUUCACAGCGCCUCAGAAGAGGGGGUCGACGGAGACGACGACGACGAUGAUGAUGAUGACGAGAUGUUCGGACAAGACGAUAUUGAUUUAUUUGAUGAGAAAUUCCAGACUGUGCCAUCGGACCCUGUUGAGGCCGAGAAGCUGGAGCUGAUGAAGAUGAGGACGCUGGAGCGGCGUGCCAAGAUGAGCGAAUUACAGCGACUGCGCAAAGCCCAGUCCAUCCAGAGGAGACUGGAGGAGAUCGAGGUGACCUUCAAGGAGUUGGAGGAUAAGGGUGUCGUGCUGGAGCGAGUUCUGCGAGGAGAGGCUGGCAGCAGCGGCUCUCCUGACAUGAUCGAACAGUGGAUCCAGCUGGUCCACGAGAAGAACGCGCUGGUAUCUGAGGAGUCUGACCUCAUGGUGGCGUCUCGACAGCUGGAGCUGGAAGACAAGCAGAGCAUGCUGGAGAUGGAGCUCAGGAAAUACAUGGAGCUCACGGACAAGACAUCGGAGCAGCAGGCGGAGGAAGAGCGGGUCCUCCAGCAGAUGAUCGAGGUGGUGGACAUGAGGGACUCCUUGGUGGCGUUUCUGGAGGAGAAGAGGCUGAAGGAGAUGAGCGAGGAGCAAGAGGCCUUCUCCAUCCGGGAGGCGAAGCGGCACUCGAAGGCGGGAGCUCAGGUUCACUGGGCGUAAAGCUUUCUCACGCACACACACACACGCGCACACACACACACACACACACACACACACACACACUGCGUGGCAGAUGCUCACACACCUACUGUGUGUGAGACUUGCUGCUUUCAGACUUGGAACCUGAAACUGAACUUUCGAGAAGCCAAAGAUGAGACAGAAUCGUAUCGGAGGGCGACCCACCGGGAGCGGCUCCUCUUUCUCCAGCUGGGAUAAAGCGUUGCGGCUUGAGGGCCAGAGGCUGAGUGAAUAUUAGUCGCAACCCCCCCCCCCGAGAGGGAAACUUAAGCCUUGAGCUCUGAGGCGUCCAGCAGCUCUGAGGCUAGCCUGGCAUGCACAGCAACAGAUUGCACCUGAGAAAGGACCUCUAGUGUCUGCUGCACUGUUUACCGAUCAUCACCCAGCCGGGGGCUUGGCCUGGUUUGGUGUCAGAAGCAUGCCACUUCGUGGUGGGGAGGCUGCAGCAGCUGGCGUUGGAGCCUUAGAGACAGAUGUGGGUUGAGAACACGGGAUCGAUGCCGUUUUUGGAAAUCCUUUGACGCUCAUGUUGAUUUUACUUGUGCUACUGUACACAUGAUACACAUAUUAUAAUUCUAUGUUUUGGUAUUUGUACACUGAAUAAAUUCUAGAAAUAUGACAGUGGAGAAGAAGCAAAGAGGGAGGUCAAUAUUAGAAUUAUUAAAUUCCGUUAUCCAUGAUUUCACUUUACUAUCCAGCUUACUUUCAUUAAUGAAUUCUAUGGAUUUUGUAGCACUUCCUGCUGUUCACCUUCCCUGAUAGCACGUGGGGCAGUUAAUCUCAGGGGUCGAUGGUUCAGUCCUCUAGGAUCAGAGUUGUGGUUUUCACUGAUGGCCUUCAACUGUCGGCUGCUCUUUAAGUUGGGAUGUAUUAUAUGAACACAAGGGAUUUGGGUGCGAAUGAGAAACAGACUUAACGGUCCGGUUCAUCUAUUUAUAAACGCCGUCAUUUAUCAUUUGCAGGUGUUGCUAUUCAUGUGCUGGCAGAAUAGCCAAAAUCAAGACAAAGAGCAGUUUGUUGUUAGUGAAAAGGAGCCUUAUAUAUUCAUUGUUCCGCUGCCAUUUUGUGCCGCCUGGACGGCACUUCACAGUAUAUCAAAUAAAGAUCAUGCACUUUGA